Messenger RNA from Oncorhynchus keta (chum salmon), 5466 nucleotides. RefSeq names its product disintegrin and metalloproteinase domain-containing protein 15-like. Lineage: Eukaryota; Metazoa; Chordata; Actinopteri; Salmoniformes; Salmonidae. Gene Ontology annotation, molecular function: metalloendopeptidase activity; integrin binding. The coding region runs from base 819 to 3860 and encodes 1013 amino acids. Gene Ontology annotation, biological process: integrin-mediated signaling pathway; proteolysis; innate immune response. The record is from RefSeq and is a predicted model, not a curated record. The transcript has 25 exons.
GCAAUGCUGACAAUUGACAACUGGAGAUCCAGCUAAUUAUUUGGGAUGUCCAGACAAUAGGAUUACAUAUUGUCAGAUUGAAUAGCCUAUGUCUGUGUAAGGUAAAGGUUUGCAUAAUUUAGUCACACUUAAUUAUCUUAAAUGCAGGAUUUUAUAAAUUGAUUUUAUUUUAUUUUAAAUUUGCUAUAUAGAAAUGUUGUGUACGGUUUGUUAGAAUGCCGUCUAGCAUGUGACCGCGCAGAAAGAUUCAGGCAGUAAAGAGUUAAAGCACAAGAGAAAAUCCCGCCCUGUACGGGGGUUGAAAUGCGAUUACACCAUCGCUGUAAACACGCAUUCAGUCUUUUGCCCGAAUGUCUUGCAUGUGCGAAACUGUCUGCCUUUCAGGAAUUAAGAUAUUCUGGAUAGCACUUUGGGAGUUUAACAAGAUCACAGUGGCUCAUCUCCGCUACGGAAGGGACAUAUGUUGUGGUAGCUCUGAGUGUGAAGGUAACGGUACUGGAAAUAUGACCCUGCGAUAACUGCGGACAGAGGCUACGGACAGCGGGCCGGUCUUGUUUAGAGGUUUAUUACAGGACUUUGUGGUGUGGGCUAAUGGCGCAGAUAAAUGAAGCCUCUUGAAAUAAAGUUACGCGUUCGAUUGACUGGCCCGUGCAACACUUCUGCUCUGCGCGUGUUUUUGUGGAUGCCUAUCAUGGACUUUCGCUUGACAUUUGCCCUUGUAGGCAAAUUGAGGUAACCACAUAGUUGCCUCCGACAGAACCUGUUGCCUUUCUCCGUUUCUGAAUGCCUUGUUUUACAUCCUUUAGGUGGAUUAAUUGAUGGACACGAGCCAAUGUCACUGCGCAACAAUGUUUCUAUCUGGAGCUCUGGUAACAUUGGUGCUACUCGAGACUGUUACAUUUCGCGGUACUCAAUCAAAUACGUUACUUAGUAGCCGUUUAGGAUUACUGGACGAUAACGAUUUGCAGGAAUAUCUGCUGGUGGAAAGUCAUUUGCACUCAAAUAAAACAGAGAUGGAGAAGCCACAAGAGAAGCUGUCUCCUUUGAACGCAACAACAGUAUCGUCCCACUCCUCACUUACAAGUCCAUUGCACCACCAUGGUAGUAGACACGGCAAGCCACUGGAGAGGACCAGGCCCUUUGUGGUAGUGGAUGGACACAAGAGAAGUCUGAGUGAGGCCUUGCAGAACGGUCACCCAGACAAGCUACAGUGUGUUCUUCAAUUUGGAGGCAGCAUCUAUCUUUUGGACCUGGAGAAAAACCAUGAUCUCCUGCCCAAGCCCCCCAAUGUCUUCUACUACCUCCCUAAUGGCACUGGGGUUUCUUUAGAGGAGAGCACAGUGACUCACUGCUACUACCACGGCUCAGUGAGGGGCUUCCCACAGUCCAGGGUGGCUCUCAGUACCUGCUCUGGACUCAGGGGCGUGGUGGCCAUCAACUCCACCCUGAGCUUUGAGCUGCAGCCUGAGGAAGAACAUGAGGAAGGGGCAGAGGAGAGUGGAGGGGAGGAGGAGGAGGAGGAGGAGGAGGGGAUGCACCUGCUCUACUCCACUAGACCUCUGGAGAGGGGUAGUGUUGGGGGCUGUGGGGUGUCCCAUACACCUGUACCUCCCAUCCACAUCCCACCACAAGUCCCACACAGGAGUAAGAGGGACAUUCUCUCAGAGACCAAGUACAUAGAGCUUGUGCUUGUAGCUGAUCACAAAGAGUACCGUAACUAUCAGAAAAUCAACAAGACUAUCAUCUAUCGAAUGCUGGAUGUGGCCAACCAAGUAGACUGGUUCUACCGGCCGCUGAGUGUGCGUGUGGCUCUAACUGGGGUGGAGAUCUGGAGUGACCAGGAUAAGAUCCAGGUUGACAAGAGUCCCUCAGACACUCUCAACCGCUUCCUGGAGUGGCGCACCAGAGAGCUGCUGCCACGCCUGCGCCACGACAAUGCUCAGCUCAUUAUGGGGGGCUCAUUUGAUGGAACUACAGUGGGAAUGGCAUCUCAGUCUUCCAUGUGCUCCAAGGACCGGUCAGGAGGGGUCAAUGUGGAUCACCUGGUCAGUGUACUGGGGGUGGCGUCCACUAUUGCCCACGAGCUCGGGCACAAUCUGGGCAUGAAUCACGACACGGCCGACCGGCGCUGCCAGUGUCAGAAUGAACCACGCCUGGGAGGCUGCAUCAUGGAGCCAUCUACUGGUUUCAUGCCAGGCCAGCUGUUCAGCAGCUGCAGUGCCAGAGACCUGUCCCUCAGCCUGCUCCAUGGUGGGGGGAUGUGCCUCUUCAACGUGCCCCAGCCUGAGAAACUGCUGGGGGGGCCACGCUGUGGAAACCUCUACGUGGAGAAGGGAGAGGAGUGUGACUGCGGCCUGCUGGAUGAGUGUAACGAUCCCUGCUGCAACGCCACAACCUGUAAACUGGUUCCUGGGGCCCAGUGUUCCUCCGAUGGCAUCUGUUGUGACAACUGCAGGCUGCGUUCAGGUGGAUGGAUGUGUCGGCAGCCCCUGGGGGAGUGUGACCUCCCAGAGCACUGCACUGGUACCUCUCCCUACUGCCCCCCCAACGUGUUCCUGCAGAACGGCGAGCCCUGCGAGGAAGGCUCCUCCUACUGCUACAGCGGUGUCUGCGCCAGCCUCAACACACAGUGUCAGAUGUUGUGGGGACCUAAUUCCACCAGGGCUCCGCCUGUCUGCUUUUCCUCCGUCAACAAACAGGGCAACAAAUAUGGUAACUGUGGCCAGAUGGCCAACGGAACCUACAUUCCCUGCCCUAGCAAAGAUGUGCAUUGUGGGAGGCUCCAGUGCCAGGGAGGCAACGACCGUCCGUUGCUAGGCACCAGCGCUGAGAUCCUGACCACCAAAGUAAAAUUUAACUACAGCGACUUUGUCUGCCGGGGAACCUACUUCCACCUUGGCGACGACGUCUCCGACCCUGCCAUGGUGGCACAGGGCACCGCGUGUGGUCUUGGCAAGGCCUGUUGGAACCAGCGGUGUCAGGAUGUGUCUUUGUUCGGCGUCGAUGAGUGUCAGAGCAAAUGCAACGGACACGGGGUGUGCAACAGCAAUAAGAACUGCCACUGUGAUGUGGGCUGGGCUCCUCCAGACUGUAGGUACACGGGCCAUGGAGGCAGUGUGGACAGUGGCCCUGCAAGAGCACCUAGAGGAUCUGACCCGGCACGUGUGGCCUUGCUGGUCAUCUUCCUCUUCGUCCUGCCAGUGGUUCUCCUCUUCCUCGCCCUGCGUUUCCCCCGCUGUCACCGCAACCUACCCUGUCUGGGCACUACCAGCCUCUUCCACAAGGGCACCGGACGCCAACAGAGCCGGACCCCGGCCACCGAGCGAGUGGAUGCUCGUAACGGGGAACAGGUCCAACCACUGAGGUACCACUUAAGCCGCCAGAAUGACAUCCAAAUGACCCCGUCUCCGCCUUCUAACAAGGUUCAGGACAGACCUGCUCCGCCUACUAAGCCACUUCCUCCUGACCCUGUCUUAAAACAAACCCAGAUAAGAAAGAAACGGCCAGCCCCCACCAAGCCCCUGCCCCCCGACCCCAGCCCCCCUAACAACCAGCCAUCGUUGAGUCGGCCAGCUCCUCCCACCAAGCCUCUACCCCCUGACCCUGUGCUAACAGGCAGCCAGGCCCUUGUACCACCCAAAAAACCACCAGCCCCCAGGAAGUCCUUGCCUUCGGACCCCCCGUCAUAUCCCACCCAUCCUGGGUACGCUGCAUCUGGUGCCCUCGUGCAACAUGGAGCGAGUAUAACUUCAGUUCCACCCAUUGGCCCUCCUGUUGCAGCCAUCCCUUCCAGACGUGCCCCUUUACCUCCAGUACGGACGUCACAACCCAGAAAACCUAACUCGACACCUCCGAUUUAACCACCAAAGACCCUCAAAACCACUAGGAUUCUCUUAAACCAGACAGCACGAAUUGCACUGAUUCAGCCAGGAGUUUUAUUAUGGAGACCCUUAUAGGACGGCUCAGAACCCAGAAGUCUCCAAACGAAGGCUGCGUUUCACUCUCCCUGCCCUCCUAAACUAUUUCCUGUUGCCUUCCUACUGAGAGACUGACAGGUUCCUUGGUUGGUUACCACGUUGGGACAGACUGGGACUCCGAGCAAAGCAGAGAAGGUCUGGAAUGUUCAGUCAGGUUGAUCCGUUGGCCAUUGAGAAACUGAAUGGAUGUAGUUAAGUAUCCGUCAAAGAUGUAACACUUCAUGAAAACUGUGUGGCUUUUGACAUUAACUGACAAUUACAAAAACGGAUGUCAACACAGAGGAUAAGCUCAAUCAAGAUUAAAGGCCCAGUACUGGUUUUAUGGCACUAGCACAUUUGAAUAUGCUCUGUGAUGCUUCAGAAUAGCUUAUUACUCUUCAAAUUAUAGGUUGAAGCCCAAGUCAUCCUCCCAUUCCGACUGUGGCCACCAUUUUGCAGUAUUUUAUUUUAAGUGACUUGGCUAAUGCAGGCCUCAGGAAACAAGUCCAGACCACCUCUGGCUCUCUUUCUGGAAUAAAGAAGCAUAUCAACACUUUCAUUCACCGCAAUGAUUCCUUUGAUCUCCAUCACAAUGGUGUCAUUGAGGGGGAGGACCUUGCAUGCAACCCUCUGACUAAUGAGAUGAAAUGAGAAUAAUGUCACAGAAACUUUAGCCGUUCUCGGUUGCAGAGCUGUACAACUAACUGCACAACUGUAGAUACCUGAGAAUUGUAACUCGCCUACUGGUUUUAAUUCUACAAUAACAACUAUUUAAAAGCCAAAGAGAUGGAUCUCUGGAGAAGUGAGGGGGGAAGUAGAUUGAACUUUGUGAAAUGCGAGGUCACUUCUCGAAGACUGACCUACGUUGUGACAGAUCGGUUGCCUUUUUUGCACCUUUCAGUUGUGCCGCACCAGUUUUGGCCGAAAUGAGUUAAGUGCACUCCUAGAAUGUCUUUACAUAUUCAGGUGAAUUAAAACCAAGCCAUGGGAUUCACUUCUAGCAGAUAUGAUAAUUGAAAUUGGUAACUGAUACUCUUCAUCUUGAUCCAAUCUGACAAUACUUGGAUAAAUGAGUACUGGUAUGCAAUAUACAUUACAAGCAUUUCAGAUCAUUUGACUGUUAAUUAUUUUGAUUAAUUACUAAAGAUGUCAAGGUUGAUUUAUGAAAACCUCUAAAUGGCGCAGGCAUGUGGUUAUGCCUUCCAUCAGUCCAUUUGAUUUAGAAUUUGUUAAUGUCCUUUUUUGACCUUCUACUGACAAUGAUCUGUUCCAAUGUUCUGAACACACUCUCCCUUUGGUUCUAUUCAUAUGUCUUACAUUUCUAAUACAUCUGAUUAUCAGUAUGAGAACACUCAGAUGUAACACGAAUUGUUACGAAUUUUGCUCAAUGCAAUUAUGAGAUUGUCUUUUCAGGAGACUGUUCUACUUUGACCUCUGUCUGCAGUUUCCCUACUGUCUCAAUUGAGACAUUCACUGCUGCAGAGGGAAAUAAAACAGACUGGAAAAAUGA